Molecule: messenger RNA, 2220 nt
Organism: Spizellomyces punctatus DAOM BR117
Lineage: Eukaryota; Fungi; Chytridiomycota; Chytridiomycetes; Spizellomycetales; Spizellomycetaceae
Exons: 8
Coding region: 1-2220 (739 amino acids)
Cellular component (GO): membrane
Source: RefSeq, a predicted model, not a curated record
AUGCCACGCUACAAUUCAGACAGCGACGACGACCGUAAAAAGAAUCGGAAGAACAAGAACGAUAGUGAUAGUGAUGAUGACCACCGAAGAAAGCAUCAGGGAAGGAAGAACCACAGCAACAAGGACGAUAGCGACGACGACGACAAGAGGUAUAAGAAAUCGGAUGGGAGGAGAGAUUAUGAACAUGAAAUUUCGGCAGGCGUGAACAAACUGUCGGUCGGUGCGGGACAAGGCUACGGACAAACUUUUCAACAGCAGCCAGUUGGGUACGGAGGUCCUCAGACUCCUCAGACUCAGGGAUAUAAUUCGGGUGGAGGAGUCGGAGGUUAUGCCCAAAAUCCUCAGUACAAUCCUCCUCCAGCAGGCUACGGUCAACAAGCAGAUCCUGGAAGAAACUAUCAAAAUCCAUCGUCGGGCUACGGAAGUCAGGGGUACACUGGCAACGGCUAUCAACAACAGCAAGCGGGUUACGUCGGUGGCACACAAACUCCGUCAAGUACGAAUGGUAACACCCUCGCCCCGGCUCUGAACUUUGUUGGCCCUUUCCUCCGCUUUCACGACAUUGACACUGAACGCCGUGAGUGGACGGGAUCUGUCUUGAUCGUCACCCGGACGCGUCCGGAUCGUCCCCCAGUCUGUGCCUAUAGCGAUGGCACGAGUCCAGCCAAAAACGCUCCGAUCAGAGAGCUAGCAACCUACGAAAGCAAUGUCUUUUACCGGUUUGAUCUUGUUGUUCCUUUGACAAACGGCGGAGAUAAGGCAAUUGCCUACACUAUCAACAAUGGAACUCCGUAUACCUUUUACGUGCCACCGCUCGGAGCUGAUUGUCGCGUAAUGGGUAUGUCCUGCAAUGGUUUCUCCUCAGACGUGACCAACCCAGACGAAGCCGGCGGUAUCACUCCUCUGUGGAAGGAUGUUCUCCGCCGUCACCAUGAAAAACCUUUUCACGUGAUGUUGGGAGGGGGGGAUCAGCUGUACAUGGACCCUAUCUUCACCAGCAAUGACGCCAUUUUGGAAUGGCUGAAAAUUGAUGGACGUGAGGCAAAGAGCCAAGCUCCUUUCACACAAGAACUGAAGGCGAGCGUAGAUAAAUUCUGCUUUAACAACUACGUUAAAUCAUUUGGUCAAGAUGUGAUGAAGGACGCUUUUGCAACAAUUCCGUACAUUUUCCAGUGGGAUGACCAUGACAUCUUCGACGGGUGGGGAAGCUAUCCCGCAUGGCUCGCGGACAGCCCGGUAUUCCACGGAAUCUACGCUAGCGCACGCCACUUUUAUCUUCUGUUCCAACAGCACACCGCCGACAUGUACCGUCAACAAGAUUCUUCCUUUGUGUUUGGCGCAAACGGCUCCUUCAGCUUUUUGAAGCACUUGGGGCCCUCGGUCGCAGUUUUGGGUGUGGACACACGAAGUGAACGGUCGUUGACUCAGAUUGCGUCUCCUGAAAGCUGGAGAAUGGUGUUUGAUAAUCUAUACAAGCGGACAAGGCCCGGGGUGAAGCACUUGAUCGUAAUGCUAGCCAUUCCUGUCGUGUGGCCGCGGCUGACUGCCGCGGAUUCGGCCAUGGAGGGAUUGAGUGGCUUUUUGGAGUUUGCAAGCACAAAACUGUCCGCGUUCAGCAUGAUCCCAGUUCCCACACCUAUCGCUGGUAUUGGUGAGGCGAUUGGAAAGACUGGACUGUACAAGAGCAUUAUGGGCUGCUUUGGAGAACCGGAACUCGCCGAUGAUCUCUGCGAUCAUUGGACGCAUAAAAACCACGAAGCCGAACGUUUGAGCAUGGUGACUCAAUUCCAGAGCUUUGCCCAGCAGCGCGGUAUCCGCGUUACCUUUUUGAGUGGGGAUGUGCAUUGCACUGGUGUUGGGUGGUUCAGAAGCAAGCAGCCGCAAGCGGAUGUUACUCGCGACCACAGAGUUAUGUGGCAAAUUGUUUCCAGUGCCAUCAUUAAUGUCCCGCCCCCGGGUAUGGUUAUUGGCAUGCUUCACAGCAAGGCCGUCCCCUACGAUCUCGAUAACAACACUGUCGACGAACUUGUUUCCACCUUUUCCGAAGAUGUUGACGGAAAAUCACUCGACAACUCCUCUAACAAAGUCCUUGGAAGACGCAACUGGUGCAGUGUCGAAGUGGAUGGACGUGAUCUGGCAUGGAACAUUUAUGUGGAAAGAGUUGAUCGCCAAGCUGACGCCAAGGCAUACCCAGUUCGGGUUGCUGGAUUAGUCCUGUGA